UUAGCUAGCGAAGGCCGCGCGAAGGGCGGGCGGCCAGUCAGUCGGACCGCAGAACGCGCGAAGCGCACCAUACAAAUACGUUACUAUACAAGUAUACAGUUUUAAAGUUUCUAAAUCGCGAUGUUACGGACAUUGUCGCUAGUCCUUUGCGUUGUGGCAGCGAGCCAGCAGUUAGACAUAUCGAAGUUCUCCGUACCAGUAGCCGUGGAGAUGGGCGGCGACGCCGAGUUGCUAUGCGAGCACGACGGCACAGAGGAGUUGUCCAUCGUGAAGUGGUUCUGGAGCCCGGACGGCGCAGACGAGCCGACGCAGAUAUACCAGCGCGCGUUUGGGGGCGAGAAGAAAGUCAUCAUACCGAGGACUGAGCCGCUUCUUAACAUCAGUAAGUGGUUAGAUAUAUCGAAGUUCUCCGUACCAGUAUCAGUGGAGAUGUGCGGCGAUGCCGAGUUGCUAUGCGAGCACGACGGCACAGAGGAGUUGUCCAUCGUGAAGUGGUUCUGGAGCCCGGACGGCGCAGACGAGCCGACGCAGAUAUACCAGCGCGCGUUUGGGGGCGAGAAGAAAGUCAUCAUACCGAGGACUGAGCCGCUUCUUAACAUCAGUAAGUGGUUAGAUAUAUCGAAGUUCUCCGUACCAGUAUCAGUGGAGAUGUGCGGCGAUGCCGAGUUGCUAUGCGAGCACGACGGCACAGAGGAGUUGUCCAUCGUGAAGUGGUUCUGGAGCCCGGACGGCGCAGACGAGCCGACGCAGAUAUACCAGCGCGCGUUUGGGGGCGAGAAGAAAGUCAUCAUACCGAGGACUGAGCCGCUUCUUAACAUCAGUAAGUGGUUAGAUAUAUCGAAGUUCUCCGUACCAGUAGCCGUGGAGAUGGGCGGCGACGCCGAGUUGCUAUGCGAGCACGACGGCACAGAGGAGUUGUCCAUCGUGAAGUGGUUCUGGAGCCCGGACGGCGCAGACGAGCCGACGCAGAUAUACCAGCGCGCGUUUGGGGGCGAGAAGAAAGUCAUCAUACCGAGGACUGAGCCGCUUCUUAACAUCACAUUAAUAGAAGAAGACCAACACAAUCUCGCGUUAUGGGACCUGCAGCCCGAGCAUUCCGGCACUUUCGAGUGCCAAGUGGAGGUUGAGCAAGGAGACUUCCAAGAACGUAGAAACGCCUCCGACUUGGUGGUUUACAGCAUAGGAGAUGGACCGAAGCUGUCAUUUGAAGGCGAGGAAGAAGUGCUAGUGGUUUGCGAGGCCGUCGGUGUUGCACCCCAGCCUGACAUCACCAUCAGCUAUGACAGCACCACAUUCAACACCACAGUCCUAGAAGGCCCGAUCGACGGGCUAUACAACGUGUCCACUAACGCAACACUCAACCGGCAAGACAUCGAAGGCGUCGAGAUCUCCUGCAAACUGUCCUUUGAAGGCGAAGUCAUCACGUCGGACGUUAUGGAGGUGGCCGACACUUAUCACUCAGAUGGGUGGCUCGCGACCAGCACCGCCGCGCCGGAAGACACCACAGAAUCUACAGAGGUCCCCGCGGCGCUCGGGACCGAACCUACCCCGGGCGGCGCCGAACGCACGGCCGCUCUGUGGGCGAUGGCGGCGCUCGCGACCCUUCUACAUCUGCAACUCUAACAUGUGAUACUAACAAUAGUCUAAUUUAAUUUAUACGAUUACUUCAGUUUCAUUGCUGCUAUUAAACAAUUUAUUUUUUUAUUAAAUUUAUUAGAAAUA
This is a messenger RNA of Cydia amplana, 1722 nucleotides long. RefSeq lists its product as uncharacterized. The transcript has 7 exons. The record is from RefSeq and is a predicted model, not a curated record. NCBI's taxonomy places the organism in Eukaryota, Metazoa, Arthropoda, Insecta, Lepidoptera, Tortricidae. The coding region runs from base 121 to 1623 and encodes 500 amino acids.